AUGUUGCCUUUGGUAGUGGCCACCCUCUUGGCCUGUAGCGCCAUGUGCGUUGCUGACCCCCUCAAGGGAGUUGAGUGGCUGGUCGCCCAAGGACGUCACGGUUACCCUGUUGAGUAUUACGUUGAACCCGUGAUCGAGACGAGGGGCGGGCAUUUCACGGUGUGUGAGUCUGGCCCAGCGGUCGAGCCGUUUGAACGCUGGCUUCGUUACACUGCUGGUUACUAUGGUACGUCUGAGCGCCCUGUGGCAAACGCAUUUGUGCACGUCAUCAUGGGAGACAGUUCCCAAGAAACCUUCCAAGUUAAAGUGAAUAGCAAAGACAAGGAAUCACCAUGUUUUUCCCCGACCGAGGUAACAUCAGAAGCAUAUUAUCACAAGUUCCUCGCGGAUCUCAACGAGAUAUGCACAGAUAACGCUUUCCGAAUGCACAAAGCUGGUGGCCCGGGAAUUCUUGUCGGUCGCUACUUCGGCGCCAUCGACCACGGGCAGCAGACUCUAGAGCUCGAGCUCGACCAUGGCAGUCUCAGUGCUGCUUCAACCAACGGAAUCCAGGGCGCACUGCAGUUCAUGGGGUUCGGAGACGCCUUCGUAUAUGCCUCCGUGAAGGGCCACGACAGUAUUCGGAUGAUGAUCCUCCGCCGCAAUCCACCUAGUGAUUCAGAGCAUCGGCGUAUUGGACGUGAGAACCUUGAAACCUGGGACCAUAUAAAGGCGCCCAUUGGCAUUUUCCAUACUCGUAUACAUCGAGUGCGGCAUGGCUGA
Molecule: messenger RNA, 762 nt
Organism: Perkinsus marinus ATCC 50983
Lineage: Eukaryota; Perkinsozoa; Perkinsida; Perkinsidae
Exons: 1
Coding region: 1-762 (253 amino acids)
Source: RefSeq, a predicted model, not a curated record